Malassezia pachydermatis is the source of this 1749-nucleotide messenger RNA. Its product is annotated as signal recognition particle protein. Gene Ontology annotation, biological process: SRP-dependent cotranslational protein targeting to membrane, translocation; SRP-dependent cotranslational protein targeting to membrane. Bases 1 to 1749 code for a protein of 582 amino acids. Gene Ontology annotation, molecular function: ATP hydrolysis activity; endoplasmic reticulum signal sequence receptor activity; GTPase activity. Lineage: Eukaryota; Fungi; Basidiomycota; Malasseziomycetes; Malasseziales; Malasseziaceae. The transcript has a single exon. The record is from RefSeq and is a predicted model, not a curated record. Gene Ontology annotation, cellular component: signal recognition particle, endoplasmic reticulum targeting; cytosol.
AUGGUGCUGGCUGAUCUGGGACGACGUCUGAAUCAGGCGUUCUCCGAUCUGCAAAGGCAGCCGAUCGUCGAUGAGGCAUCGAUUGAUCUGCUCCUGAAAAAUGUGUGUGGUGCGCUCCUUGCGAGUGAUGUGAAUGUCAAGUUGGUGCAGAAACUGCGCCAGGAUGUGAAGGAGGAGGUGCGUGGUAUCCUUAACGACAAGGACAAGGGAGAAAACCUAUCGGAUGCGCAACGAAAGCACCAAGUGCAGAAGAUUGUGUUUGACUACCUGGUCAAGCUGGUGGACCCGGGGGAAGGCUCCACGACACACCGCUUGGACAAGGGCCAGCAGAACGUCAUUAUGUUUGUGGGUCUGCAAGGUUCAGGUAAGACUACGUCAUGUACGAAGCUGGCAUUGUGGUACCAGAAGCGUGGCUACAAAACCGGUCUCGUGUGUGCGGAUACCUUCCGUGCUGGUGCGUUUGACCAGCUGAAACAAAAUGCCGCGAAGGCGAACAUUCCCUUCUAUGGCUCAUACACAGAAACGGACCCUGUGGCCAUUGCCUCGGCUGGUGUGGCAUCGUUCAAGAAGAAUCGCUUCGAUAUUAUCAUUGUCGAUACAUCUGGUCGUCACAAGCAAGAAAAGGAUCUGUUUGACGAAAUGAUUGACAUCAGCAAGGCAGUCAAGCCCACACAAACCAUCAUGGUCCUCGAUGCGAGUAUAGGUCAAGCUGCGGAAGCGCAGUGCCGUGCCUUUAAGGAGGCAGCAGACUACGGUGCGCUCUUUGUGACCAAGCUGGAUGGCCAUGCCAAGGGUGGUGGUGCGAUCUCGGCCGUGGCGUCGACCAAGACGCCGAUCAUUUUCAUCGGUACAGGUGAGCACAUUCAUGACUUGGAGCCGUUCCGUGCACGCCCCUUUAUAUCAAAGUUGCUAGGCAUGGGCGAUCUGUCAGGUCUUAUGGACAAGAUUGAGGAGGUGCAGAUGAACACAGAUGUCCAGCAGCGCCAGAAGGAUAUGAUGAAGAAGAUCCAGGAAGGCGGUCACUUUACGAUCCGUGAUUGGCGCGAGCAGAUUACCAACAUUAUGAACAUGGGCCCUAUGUCGAAGCUGGCCGGUAUGAUCCCUGGCGUCGGCCAAAUGCUGGGCGACGAUGCGAACGAUGCGCUAGCCAGUAACAAGUUCAAGAUGAUGCUGUACAUUAUCGACAGCAUGACACCGGCGGAACUCGACUCUGACGGCAGCUGCUUCCUGACGACCUUGCCCACGCCCCCCGCCAAGGAAGGCGAGCCUAAGCCCAAGCCCAAAGUGCGGCUCAAUGCGCGUGCGCUGCGUGUGGCGCGUGGUAGCGGGACGAGUGUGCGGGACGUGGAAGAGUUCUUAAUGCAGUACCGCACGAUUGCGUCCAUGGCGAAGAAGGUAGGCGGCAAGGCCAACUGGAUGCAGCAGAUGCAGGGCGGCCGCGGCGGCCGUCCGAUGCUUCCGCCAGGUAUGUCGCGUGAGCAGGCUAUGAAGAUGCAGAAUGCCUUGCCCCCGGAGAUCAAGGCGCAGUUGCGGCAGCCUGGCGGUCGUGAGCAGCUCAUGCGUCAGAUUCAAAGCGGCAACAUUCCACCAUCGCUGGCGGCCAUGGGCGGUAUGCCAGGCCUCGGCGGUAUGCCAGGUCUAGGUGGCGGUGGUAUGCCAGACAUGGCGCAAAUGCAGCAGAUGAUGCAAAACAUGGGCGGCUUGGGCGGUAUGAUGCAGCGCAUGAUGGGCGGCGGCGGCGGCGCGUGA